AUGGAUAAGGACGGCGUGAAGACCCCCUUGUGGAAGAAGGAGCCGGAGGAGCCGGGGGUCCGGGAGGAGGAGGCGGAGGAGGAGGGGUCGGAGGAGGAAGACGAGGGGAGGCAGCCGCCGGAGAGUGCGGCCGCGGGCGAGAGGGGGAGCCUCCCGGAGGAGCCGUGCGUGCUGCAGACCCAGGGGCCGCCACCGAGCGGCGGGGGUUGCGAGCUCUGCGAGAUCCUCUUUUGCAAGAAAUGCAGGACCCUGCACAGCAACCCGGCCUACGUGGCGCACUGCAUUCUGGAGCACCCGGAUCUGGGUGAGGCGCGGGCUUCGGGCGGGGCGGGGGCCGCCGGGGGCCCCCACUGA
Molecule: messenger RNA, 354 nt
Organism: Myotis brandtii (Brandt's bat)
Lineage: Eukaryota; Metazoa; Chordata; Mammalia; Chiroptera; Vespertilionidae
Gene: PGBDF
Product: chromosome unknown open reading frame, human C17orf50
Exons: 3
Coding region: 1-354 (117 amino acids)
Source: RefSeq, a predicted model, not a curated record